Molecule: messenger RNA, 2186 nt
Organism: Epinephelus moara (kelp grouper)
Lineage: Eukaryota; Metazoa; Chordata; Actinopteri; Perciformes; Serranidae
Gene: hyal1
Product: hyaluronidase 1
Exons: 4
Coding region: 103-1428 (441 amino acids)
Biological process (GO): hyaluronan catabolic process; carbohydrate metabolic process
Molecular function (GO): hyalurononglucosaminidase activity
Source: RefSeq, a predicted model, not a curated record
CAUACAUGUGUCAUUCAGAUCAUGAGACCUAGUUUACUUUCCCUGCAAGUCCACACCAUAAAGUACAAACCAAAAAAAUCCUCAUCCAGUUGUUAAACAGGCAUGAGUUCCUUCCAUCAUGAGCUGCUGCUUCUCUUAAAUCUGUUCAGCCUUGUCUCAGGGCUGCAGUUUGCCACAUCAUCCUUCACCCAGGUUCCUUUCCUCUCAGUGUGGAACGCUCCCACUGCCAGCUGUCUCUCCCAAUAUGGCGUGGACCUCGACUUGGGAACAUUCAGCAUCGUCCAGAACCAGAACCAGAGCUUUGUGGGUGGAAACAUAACCAUCUUUUACUCUGAAAAGCUCGGCCUGUAUCCCAGGUACACCAGCCAAGCAGAGGCGAUCAAUGGCGGGGUGCCGCAGAACGCCAGUCUGGAUGAACACCUCAGAGUGGCCUCUGGAAAUAUCCACACCUGGAUCCCUGACAGGGAUUUCCAAGGGUUGGCUGUGGUGGACUGGGAGAGCUGGAGACCUGUGUGGGAGAGAAACUGGGACAGUAAGGAGGUGUACUGGGAGGGAUCGAGAGCACUGGUGAGGUCCAAGCAUCCAGACUGGAGCCCAGCGCAGGUAGACGCUGCAGCGAAGGUGGAGUUUGAGGCAGCUGGGAGGAAGUUCAUGGAGGGAACGUUAAAGCUGGGGCAGCAGGAGAGACCCAAUGGGCUGUGGGGGUUUUAUGGUUUCCCCAACUGCUACAACUACUACAACACCAAAAGCACUAACUACACAGGGGAGUGUCCACCUGUGGAGCUGAAGAGGAACAACGAGCUGCUGUGGCUGUGGAACGUCUCCUCCGCUCUUUAUCCUGACAUCUACCUCAGCCUGGAGUUGCGAGACCUCAGCAGAGAGGUGCUCCUCUACACCCACCACCGCGUCCUGGAGGCCAUGAGAGCAGCAGCUCAGCUGACUCCAUCAGCACCGCCUGUGUACCCCUACGCUCGCAUUGUCUACACCUACACAUUAGAUUUCCUCUCUCAGGAGCACCUGGUCUACACCAUCGGAGAGAGUGCAGCUCUGGGAUCUGCAGGGGUGGUGCUCUGGGGCGACCAUGCCUUCUCCAAAUCUCGGGCCACUUGCGAGGCUGUCAAAUCCUUCAUCGACGAGACUCUGGGUCCGUACCUGGUGAACGUAACAGCGGCAGCCACUCUUUGCAGCCAGACCAUGUGUUCCUCUCGGGGAAGAUGCCAGAGAAGGGACCCGAACUCAAGGGCCUACCUCCACCUGGACCCCGCUGUGUGGGAGGUGGUGUCUGAGAGGAAACCAGAGGGAGGGCGGAACUACAAAGUUUUAGGACGGAUAAGAAGACACGAGGUAAAGUUCAUGAAGUCUGAGUUUCAGUGCCAGUGUUACCCAGGAUGGAGUGGUGAGAGCUGCUCCAAAUGGAUUCAUGGGUAAAAGACUUUUCUUAAGGGAGGUAAUCCAGUGACAGCUUUGGUCUAAUAAAUAGCUGUAAAGUCUGUGAAAUAAACCACUGCAGAGGUAGACUGCACCUUGUUUGGUCUCCUGUCAAUGGACGUUUCGUGUUUUCUUAAUUAAUUACUCCUUUUAUUUUUCUAAUAAAUGUUAAUAAAUCCCCAUUUAGCAAUGUAAGCAGAGUAUUUUUUACAUUCCAGUGAGUGUGUGAUAAUAAAUGAACAAUGUGUUGUUUAAUGACAAAAUGUGUCAAAUGUUUUUAGUCCAAGAAAUCAGCCUUAAACUAUCUGUGAAGAUACACUCUGAGAGUCACCCUCCACUCAAAAAUAUGUUUAGCUUAUUGUUACUUACUUAAAUAUUUGAGCUUCACUGUGCAGAGGCUGACACCAGAAGACUGUUUUCACAUUUAAGGAGUAAUGUUUGUCUUUGCUCAGCUUAAAUCUGAGUUUAACACGCCUACAUGUGAGAAGGAUUUUGACAACAACUGGAAACCUCCAGUACGCAAACACUGAGAAUGGACUACACAGUGAAGUGGGAGACAUCUUGUGUCCAGCAGUUAAACUUCUGAAAUUCACAAUAUUUUCAUAUUCAUGGAUUUUUAAAUGAAACAGGAGUAGAUGGACAUUUAAGAUUUUUUUUAAAAGUAGAUAGUAAAAUGUGUAAAAAUCAUAUCAGACACAAAUUAUUAUUCAAAGUAUAGAGUUUUUCAAGUAAUAAAGAGCUCUUAAAACCUGCCAUAA